AUGAAUAUAAGCACCUGGAAUGUUAGGGGAUUGAAUGAUCCCAUUAAAGUAGUUGAAAUAAAGAAAUUUUUGGCUAAUAAUAACAUUAGUGUUGUAGCUUUGUUAGAAACUAAAGUUCAGGAGAAGAAUAGUAGUAAAAUUCAGAAGAAAAUAGGGAAUGGGUGGCAGUGGAUUAUGAAUUAUGAGCACUCUCCUAGGGGAAGGAUAUGGAUUGGUUGGAAGCAUGCAUUGGUGUCAGUUCAGCUACUUCACAAAACUGAAUUCUGUAUUCACUGUACUGUUGCUACAAAAAAUGGCCUUUUUAGUGCUAACUUCAUAGCUGUGUAUGGUUUACACUCUGUUGAUACUAGAAGACCUAUGUGGAGAGAGAUUUCCAAUUUUAGUAGUACUGUUGUUUGUCCUUGGCUAGUCAUGGGUGACUUCAAUGCAGUGUUAUUAGCUGCUGAUAGAGUAAAUGGCAAUGCAGUCACUGAGGGAGAAACUAAAGAUUUUGAUAGCUGUAUGGAUUCUGCAGGUUUGGCUGAACUUAAAAGUUGUGGGAGUUACUAUUCUUGGAGCAAUAAGGGGCAAGGUAGUUUGAGAAUUUGUUCCAGAAUAGAUAGAGAUAUUGCCAAUUCUAUUUGGCAUGCUAAGUUUGUUGAUGUUGUGGUGGAUUAUUUGCCUCCAGGGAUUUCUGAUCAUUCCCCCCUAGUUAUGUCAUGUAAUAUUCAUUUGGGAGGAGGUAAUAGACCUUUUAAAUUCUUUAACUACAUGGAAGAUCAUGCUCAAUUUUUGGAUGUGGUUAGGAAAGGAUGGGAUGUUUCCUGUCCAAGGAGUGGAUCCAUGCUGAAGGUGUGGACUAAGCUGAAAGCAGUAAAGCAAGGAUUGAAGGAGCUGCAUCACAAGGAUUUUGCCAAGCUUGAUGAGAGAAUUGAGGGGUUAAGGGUUGAUUUGUGUCAAAUUCAGACUCAGCUAGCUUCUUGCCCUACUGAUAGUAAUGUGCAACAAAGUGAGAGGGAGUGUAGUGAGACUCUUAAGAAGUUUCUGCAUAUUCAGGAAAGUGCCUAUAGACAGAAAGCAAGAAUUCAGUGGUUGCAAGUGGGAGAUUCUAAUUCUAAGUUCUUUUUUAGUGCAAUGAAGGAGAGGUUAGCUAAGGACAGUAUUGAUAUCCUUUAUGAUGAAACUGGAAAGAAGCUAAGUACUACUCAGGAAAUUCAGGAGGAAGUUAGCUCAUUCUAUAAGCAAUUGAUUGGUACUGCAGCUAGUUCCUUGACUGGUGUGGAUGUUGGGGUGGUUAGGAAAGGGAAACAGCUUUCUGCUGCUGAUGCAGAAUUGUUGGUGGUUCCUAUUUCAGAUGCAGAAAUUGAUGCAGCUAUCAAAGGUAUUGAUAACAAUAAAGCUCCUGGACUUGAUGGGUUCAAUAGUUUAUUUUUCCUUAAAGCUUGGGGGAUUGUUUAA
Spinacia oleracea (spinach) is the source of this 1437-nucleotide messenger RNA. RefSeq lists its product as uncharacterized. The record is from RefSeq and is a predicted model, not a curated record. Gene Ontology annotation, molecular function: catalytic activity. NCBI's taxonomy places the organism in Eukaryota, Viridiplantae, Streptophyta, Magnoliopsida, Caryophyllales, Amaranthaceae. The transcript has a single exon. The coding region runs from base 1 to 1437 and encodes 478 amino acids.